Molecule: messenger RNA, 1040 nt
Organism: Pelagomonas calceolata
Lineage: Eukaryota; Pelagophyceae; Pelagomonadales; Pelagomonadaceae
Source: the annotation of a GenBank genome assembly
AGCUGUUUCUCGGGCUUGCUUUUUGAGCAGUGUAUGGCGUCCUGCUAGGCGUAGAACGUUUCAAAGUUAGGCAUUUACUUCUCUCGCAGCGUCUCGGUACGCAAUCGCAGCAUCAAGUCCCUCGUCAAAGCCCAUCCAUCACUGAGAGCAUAUUGGUCUGCAGUCUCAUGGCCACCUUUCGUCCAACAAAACGGAGCACGCCGACGUCCCCGAUCCAGCGCCUGCGCCGCUCGCUUUCUUCCGAGAGCGACGACGAGCCGACCGCCAGCGUGCACAUAAGUGACGCGGCGACGGCCGGCAGCGACGCCAGUGCAUCAACAGACGACGAGAAGGCCGUGCUCUCGCACUGGGACUCCGACAACGCGCUCGACGCGACGGGCCACGCGGCGGGCCUGCCGUCGACACUCUUACUCCACCCGUCGCAGCAGCCGCCUACACUAUUUUUAGAUGUGGAUGGCGUCCUCAACACGGCGCAGAUGUUCGAGCGGCACGCGCUCCACCCGAAGUUGCUCAAGCGCCUCAAGUCGGUUAUCGACGCAACCGAUGGUAGAAUAGUGCUGUCGACGACGUGGCGCAUGGUCGAGGAAAACGAGCGCGUCCUGCUGGACGCGCUCAUCGACCAGGGGAUCAACCCGAACACCGUAGUGGGCCGCACGCCGGUGCUCGGGCUGGCGGAUCUGCAUUGGAGCGGCGAUCACGGGACGCUCGCGGAGACGAGGAGGGCCUCGGAAAUAGUAAGGUAUCUGGACACGUCGCCGGCCGUCGAAAAGGGGCGCUGGGCCGUCGUCGAUGAUUUGGACGUGCUUCGGGUGGACGAUCCUUCGAUCCGAUCAAGAUUGGAGGGCCACUGCGUCCGGACGGCCGUCGAGUCGGGCCUGACGCAGACCUGCUGCGACGCGUUGAUCGCGAUGCUGCGGCCGCUCCCGCCGCCGCCGGCGGCGGAACCGACGACGCCGCCCGCCGACGCGUGCCGCGGGCCGCCGACGAGUCCUACGUUCAACAUGAAGCUGCUGACCACGACGGGCACCGUCAUAACAUGA